AUGUUCCCGUACGUCAUCACAAGCCUCUCAAUCGGUCGCCCGGAAGAAGGCUGUAAAAUGGCGACGGUAGUCCAGCCGACCGAUGAAGACCUCGAAAAGGCAAAAUUAGAAGAACCGGAAGCUUACAGAAGGUAUAUGCUAGGAUGUAACGACCAUUUGGAUCGGCUAUAUCAGCAAUGGGAUUGGAUUACCCUAGAUGAGGUA
Messenger RNA from Mesorhabditis spiculigera, 204 nucleotides. NCBI's taxonomy places the organism in Eukaryota, Metazoa, Nematoda, Chromadorea, Rhabditida, Rhabditidae. The record is from the annotation of a GenBank genome assembly.